This is a messenger RNA of Pseudopodoces humilis (Tibetan ground-tit), 888 nucleotides long. It is a transcript of the gene HYI, whose product is annotated as hydroxypyruvate isomerase (putative). Gene Ontology annotation, molecular function: hydroxypyruvate isomerase activity. Gene Ontology annotation, biological process: glyoxylate metabolic process. NCBI's taxonomy places the organism in Eukaryota, Metazoa, Chordata, Aves, Passeriformes, Paridae. The record is from RefSeq and is a predicted model, not a curated record.
AUGGCGCUGCGCUUCUCCGCCAACCUCUCGUGGCUCUUCCCGGAGCUCCCGGCGCUGCCGGCGCGGCUGGAAGCGGCGGCCGCCGCCGGGUUCGGAGCGGUGGAGGCGGCUUGGCCGGCGGGCUGUCCGGCCCAGGAGCUGCGGGCCGCGGCGGAGCGGGCGCGGGUGAGGAUCGCGCUCCUCAACACCCCACCCGGGGACCAGGAGGCGGGCGAGCUGGGGCUGGCGGCCGUGCCCGGGCGGCAGGCAGCUUUCCGGCAGGGCCUGGAGGCGGCCGUGCACUACGCCAGGGCUGUGGGCUGCCCCAGGAUUCAUGUGAUGGCUGGGCGGGUUCCCCUGGGCACAGACCGGGCUGCAGUGGCAGGUGAGAUGGAAACCACCUUCAUUGAGAAUCUCAGAUACACUGCUGACCUCCUGUCCCAGGAAAACAUGAUUGGACUGUUGGAGCCUAUUAACAACCGCAUCACUGACCCUCGCUACUAUCUGAACACGCCACACCAAGCUGCUGCCAUCCUGGAGAAAGUGGGACGGCCCAACCUGAAGCUGCAGCUGGACCUUUUUCACUGCCAGAUCAUGGAUGGCAAUUUGUCACGCAAUCUGGAGACGUACUUCCCACUCAUCGGUCAUAUCCAGAUUGCACAGGUACCAGGGCGGCACGAGCCCGAUAGCCCUGGGGAGCUGAACUUCCCCUACAUCUUCGAGCUCCUGGAGUCCCUUGGCUACACUGGCUAUGUAGGGUGUGAAUAUGCUCCGAAGGGAGACACCCUGGAAGGUUUGGGCUGGCUGCGAUCCUACUGGGAAAGCCGAGGGCUGCAGCAUGGUGGGACCAGCAAGGCAGCCAAGUAAAACUAGAAAACCAUGAGAAUAAAAGACAAAGCAAUGGCUUAA